Messenger RNA from Adelges cooleyi (spruce gall adelgid), 641 nucleotides. RefSeq lists its product as uncharacterized. The record is from RefSeq and is a predicted model, not a curated record. NCBI's taxonomy places the organism in Eukaryota, Metazoa, Arthropoda, Insecta, Hemiptera, Adelgidae. The transcript has 7 exons. Bases 8 to 517 code for a protein of 169 amino acids.
UACUUGAAUGUUAUCAUGUAUCUCGACCAAUUAUUCGUUUAUUCUAGAUAGAUUGCCGGAUGUAAUUGGAAAUAUUAUAUUUAAAAUUACAGCGAUGGAAAAAAUUGCUCUUAUGUUAGCUGCACCAGAAAAUAUAAUAUCUUGCUGCCUAACAAAAUGCAAAAAUUACCAGAAAGCUAUGCAAAAUGAAAUACUUAAAGUCACGUCUCAGCCUGUGCCCGAUGCUGUAAACCUAAAUAUUAGUUGGUCACAACUUGGAGUUGAUAGAAGAUCAAGAGUUAAACUAGCUCUGCAAGCCAUAAUCGCAAGAUUUGAAUUAGAUGCAAUUUUUCGUAUAGCCGUCAAGAUGUGUCGUCUCAAAGGAUUGCUCUUGAGUAUACAAAAUCCCAAUGCAUAUAUUAAAAAAGUUAUACUUGACGAUGAUGGUAAAUGUGUCCUAACUGACAUAGACGAAAAUAUUUACAUACACAAUUCUGUUUGGGACCCAAGUAUGGAAAGUAUACUUCACUCAAGUUAAACGUAAGAAGUGUUUACUUGCAUCUCGGUUAUAAUAAAUCAGACCAAGCAAUUAUAAUAUGGAUAACUCAUUGAAAUUAUGAUCUACUAUUGUUAAUAUAUUGAAAUAACCAAAGCGAAUGUUA